Molecule: messenger RNA, 564 nt
Organism: Diprion similis
Lineage: Eukaryota; Metazoa; Arthropoda; Insecta; Hymenoptera; Diprionidae
Gene: Rpb8
Product: DNA-directed RNA polymerases I, II, and III subunit RPABC3
Exons: 4
Coding region: 77-532 (151 amino acids)
Biological process (GO): DNA-templated transcription
Cellular component (GO): RNA polymerase III complex; RNA polymerase II, core complex; RNA polymerase I complex
Molecular function (GO): DNA-directed RNA polymerase activity
Source: RefSeq, a predicted model, not a curated record
GAAAACCGCCGCUAGGCAGCGCGACAGUCUUUUCUUUCGAUAAAGUGACAAGUUCAGUUCAUACGUGAGUGUCAAUAUGGCGGGUGUACUCUUCGAGGAUAUAUUCAACGUGAAGGACAUUGAUCCAGAGGGGAAAAAGUUCGACCGAGUUACCAGACUGCACUGCGAAUCCGAGUCUUUCAAGAUGGACCUUAUACUGGACAUCAACAGUUGGCUGUACCCGAUGGAAUUGGGUGCGAAGUUUCGUCUGGUGCUCGCGACUACCUUGCGGGAAGACGGUUAUCCGGACGGUGGCGAAUGGAACGCGAUCGAACAGGAAGGCGGCUCGAGGGCUGACAGUUUUGAAUACGUUAUGUCGGGUAAAGUUUAUCGCAUCGAGGGAGACGAGGCCAGCAAUGAACCCAGCAGCAGACUAUCGGCAUACGUUUCCUUUGGUGGAUUGCUCAUGCGGCUUCAGGGUGAUGCGAAUAAUUUGCACGGUUUCGAGAUCGACCAGCACAUGUACCUGUUGAUGAAGAAGCUCGCCUUUUAGAGAGAGAGAGAGAGACUCUCGCAUGUGGAGAA